This is a messenger RNA of Malus domestica (apple), 623 nucleotides long. The record is from RefSeq and is a predicted model, not a curated record. NCBI's taxonomy places the organism in Eukaryota, Viridiplantae, Streptophyta, Magnoliopsida, Rosales, Rosaceae.
CUCUCUCUCUACACACAGAGCUAUCAACCAACAACAAUGGGAAUCUCAGUCCCCAGCUUUUUCAAAGAGCGAAAGUUCUCUUUCAUUUUCACACUCUUACUCCCACUCGCCUGCAUCACCAUCCUCCUCUUCACCAAGACCACCACCAACGCCCAUUACCCUCUCUUCUUUUACUCUGAUCUCCAGACCUCCCCCUCCUCCUCCCAACCCAUCUCUCCUCCCGCGCCCUUCAACCCUGCCGGAGAGCCACCCCAAGGGGACGAACUCGUUUGGGAGGAACCCAUUUUCCCUGUUUUUGGGAUUCCUAAUUGGAACCUCUGUACGGGUCUGGUGGCCGUCGAUUACAUUCCGUGCUUGGACAAUUCCGAGGCGAUCAAGGCGUUGAAGUCGCGCCGGCAUAUGGAGCACCGCGAGCGGCAUUACCCCCAAGCGCCCCCGCGAUGCCGGUUCCGUGGCCUCAGAGCAGGGACAUGAUAUGGUAUGACAAUGUUCCUCACCCGAAGCUCGUCGAGUACAAGAAGGACCAAAACUGGAUGAAGAAUUCCGAUGACUAUCUUCAUCUUCAUCUUCUUCCCCCGCAACCCAGAAAAAAAAUACACCCAUUCAGUUCGUCUUCCCCCCUU